Molecule: messenger RNA, 792 nt
Organism: Chanos chanos (milkfish)
Lineage: Eukaryota; Metazoa; Chordata; Actinopteri; Gonorynchiformes; Chanidae
Gene: faim2b
Product: Fas apoptotic inhibitory molecule 2b
Exons: 12
Coding region: 1-792 (263 amino acids)
Biological process (GO): negative regulation of apoptotic signaling pathway
Cellular component (GO): Golgi apparatus; membrane; endoplasmic reticulum
Source: RefSeq, a predicted model, not a curated record
AUGACACAGAAAAAGGUAGCUCCAUCAGUAAGUACUGUGGAUGGGAACACACCUCCAUCGUAUGAUGAGGCUACAGCAGGAUGUCCAAGCUAUUACUAUGGUGAAGGAGGUUUUUGCUGGGAUGACAAGAACAUUAGGCGGGUUUUUAUACGGAAGGUGUAUGCCAUCCUAAUGAUGCAGUUACUUGUAACAGUGGCCAUUGUGGCUGUCUUCACUUACUCUGAUGCAGUGAGGUUCUACCUCUACACUCAUCCUGCUCUCUACUCCACCUCCUAUCUCCUGUUUUUCAUCACGUACAUUACACUGGCAUGUUGUGGGGAUUUGAGGAGACAGUUCCCAUGGAACCUAAUUCUACUGACAAUCUUUACACUCAGCAUGGCUUGCAUGAUGGGUUUUGUAUCCAGCUUCUACAACACCAAGUCUGUGUUACUCUGCAUUGGUAUUACUGCCAUUGUAUGUCUGUGUGUCACUAUCUUCAGCUUUCAAACCAAGGUUGACAUCACCUCCUUCCAGGGUCUCCUCUUCAUUCUCUGCAUGGUAAUGCUUUUCUGUGGACUGGUAAUGGGAUUUGUAGUCCCCUUUGGAUACGUGCCCUGGUUACAUGCCAUCUAUGCCACCAUAGGAGCAAUCGUCUUUACCAUGUUCCUGGCGUUUGACACUCAGCUGUUGAUGGGGAAUAAGGAUUAUGCCAUGAGCCCUGAGGAAUACAUCUUUGCCACUCUGAGUCUGUACCUGGACAUCAUUUACCUCUUCUCUUUCCUACUUCAGCUCUUUGGAGGAGGCAGGGAGUAA